UUGAUUGAACGAAAUGCAUUGAUAAACAUAAACACCUAAUAUCUGUACUCGUGUACGACUAUUUAAAACACAAAUAUGAGGAUUGUACAUUUUAAACGAAACUGUGUGAAUUAUUUAUUUGCAUUCGCAUUGUUAAGUGUCAUGUUAACGUUGUAUAUUAUCGGUUUAAAGCAAAGUAAACAGGCGGGGACAAACUUUAACCUUAAACAACCGAAGAAGAUAAAGAGGGGAACCAAUUUAGAGCACAUUAAUCAUAUUCGACAUGAUUUUAAAUUGGAAGCUAACAAGUUAACGAUCUCCACAAAAAGCCCGUACUUUGACUCGCCGAGGGGGCGUGCUCCGGGAGCCUCCAAAAGAGAGCCCGACGGAUCCGGGGAGCUUGUGACAAUUGACCGGAAGGGACUGUUUCGAGGACCGGGAUCACAAGGGGCUCUCAAUAGGUAUCUGGGAAAACCAGGAGUCGGUGAACAAAAUGUUGAAUCCCGAGGGUCAGGGCCGCAGGGGCCCACUGACGGAAAGGGUCCCGGCGCGGAUAAAGAGGGGCAACUUCCUGUAUACAUUGUUGAAGAACACCACGAAGUGUUGCCGUACUGGUUCUCAGCUGCAACACGUGGCCUCGUUCCAAAGAGCGGAAACACUCUGGUUCACGUUGACGGACACAGCGACAUGGCGCCGCCUGUGAACGUUCCGGGAUAUCCAUUCUUCAAAUGGCCAGCCCACAGACAGAUAAGAUAUCUCAUGCAAUCGAACGACGUCUUCAUACAGGCGUCUGCAAUGGCAAACUUUAUCAAUAGACUGAUAUGGGUGUGGCCCGAUUGGGAUCUUACCAAUCACGAUGAAAAAUACACCAUGGGAACUCUUAGUCUCGGUACAGUGAACAUGAAGAAGGUCAACGCGCGCCGAAACUCAAAAUCACGUGACCAAGUGGCGUCACAAUUUAGCCCGUUUUGUAUGUGUAUGAAUAACGGAACUGACGUCGAGUGUUGGUCGUUGUUUGACGUCGAGAGAGGUAAUAUGAGUCGGGAACGAGAUGAAUACACACUUAGGUCAGAUUUGUGCGUCAUAAAAAAGUUACUAAUUGUUGAAGAAUUGCACGAGUCUAAAGCAGUGGCAUUUUUUAAAAAUCCAAAGUGGUCAGGAAGAAAUGAAAGUAUAGUCCUUGACAUUGAUGAAGAUUUUUAUGGCUGCACAUACGCAGUAGAACCACUUUUAAACACAAAUUUUAGCAUGGAAAGAUUGAGACGAUUAAAUGGCAUCAUAGUAGAUUUUUUGUGUCCAUUAAAUGCCAGUCAUGAAAAAGCAUCAGACAUAUUUCUAGUUGAUCUCGUUUCAUCUGUACGGAACAAUAGAGCUUGUACAAUAAAUCAAGAAUUGAAAAACUCAUCAACAUGCAAAGAAAUACUGGAUUUGAAAAUAAUUGAUCACUUUAGUAACAAACUUCGUUUGCUGAUUCUUUCAAAGUCUAUAACAACUUGUCAAUCCAAAGGAACAGGAGUGAAUCAGUUCGUAAAAGACUUGGUAAUAUUUUUAGCAAAAAUGCGAAUAAGACAAUUACGGGCAUUACAAUCGGUGGGAUUUUGUGCCUCAACGUCACCAAGAACGCUGAAUAAAGACAACAGAAUGUUUGUGGUCUGCAGCGGCGCUAACACACCGGAAGACAGCAUGGUCCUCGUGCACAGACCUACUGAAAAAGAAAUAACCCGUAGGACAAUAUUUUUGAGGUCAAUUUUAAGGAAUAUCAUGAAGAAAACUCCUGGCUUUGUGACCAUAGCGCGGUCAGUACGGGAUGGGUACACGCCUCGAGAGAAUUUUGAGCAAAUUGAACGGGACGUUCUCACGGCGCUUAACACGACGUCUAGCCAAAGGUUGAAUGUGAUCUACGACAAGGAGCUGCUAGGCGGGAAGCCUGGGUGGCCGGCCAGACAUAAAGUCUGAGGCGGAUACUGAUGAUUGCUCGGAGCGAACGAAGCAAUGCCUGGCGCGAUAUUAAGACUAGAAUUCCAAAGCCACCCUAUAGAGACUAGACUACGGCAGCUACACAUCUAGCAAAAUCUGUAACUGGCCAUUCACUUUUUCUCAUAGAAAUUGAGCUUUGGUAAAAAAAAAAAACCGCUUAGAAAACGUGUCCUUCUUAAACAAUAUUGUACAGCAUACAUUUCACGGCAGUUACAAAGACCAAGCCUUGGUGCACUCAAUCGUGUACAAGUAGUUUAGCUGAAAAAGCCAAAUUUUAUUUAUUGUACUGUUUUCAUAUGUUUUGUUUUAAAUGUCGGUUUAAUAGAAAUAAUGAAAAUAAGUGUAUUGAAAUACCAUCCCCUUGAAUAAUGUCAAUCAAAGAGUUGUAUUUAUUUCCUUAUACAAAGUAAGACCGGAAUCUUUUCACAAUGUGCAAAGCAUAUUGGUCGUAAUUUUUUUUAAUAUUAAUAUUAAUUAAAUAUCUUUUCAAAAUUCCUAAAAAUAUAUCAGGGAUUAUACGUCAUUGUCUCAAAUUAUACCCUAUAACACCUGAUAGACUUUUAAUGAAAGCCAUUUUUUUAAUCUCCAUUUGAUCUGAAAGUUGGCCUUAAGUAAGGCAUUAUCCAUAGACGAUGUGUUAUACCUAUUUUAAGUUAUCUGUGUCACAUAUCAUUGGAUCAUUGAAUUCCUUUUUUCACGCUUCUGGUCGUCUGGUUGUAUUAUUCCAAUUCUUUAGCAAGGAAACCAAUUUGAUCCUAAUACUUAAAGGGGGAACACCCUUACAAGCUGUUUUGCCAAAAUAUUCACUGUCAUAUUUUAAUAGUAAAACUAAUUUUGUCAUGGGCUGAAGAAAACUAUAUCUUAUCAGAUUCUUUGUUUGGAUUCAGAAAUAGAUAUAGCACAGUGGACCAUAUCUUUAUUUUGUACCUUUAUUUAAAAAGUAAAAAAAAGUAAUAACAAAAAGAUCGAAAGCAAAAACGAAGUUGCUUUAUUAAUUACAGAAAAUUCAAAUAUGAUUGUAUUAAUAGAAGCAGACUUUGGUACAAACUCAUAAAAUUAGGAAUCGACGGUCAAUUUUUGUCCUUUGUACGAUCUAUGUAUUGUGAGUUGAAACUUUGUAUAAACUUUGUAUAAAGCACAUGGGAACACUAUCAGAAUGUUUUUUCAAAACCGUCCUUGGUCUGUUUUAGGGGGAGAUAAUUUCACCGAUAUUUAUUUCCCUUUUCCUGAAUGGUAAUGAGAUUCAAUUGCAAGAGAAUAAUGAUACUGGCAUAAUAAUUGAUCAGAUUUCAAAUUAUUUAUUGCUAUUUUCAGAUGAUUCUGUUCUUCUUUUCAUGUACAAGGGCUGGCAUGCAACCCCCCUAAAUUAAAAUGCUUAAUCUACUUAUUGCUGUAAAUCGAAUCUUACGUUAAACAUUGAUAAAUCUAAGGUGUUCGGAAAAGGUGGACGCUUAAGAAGUAUUGGUGAAUGGUUUAAUAACACCUAAGAAGAAAGUGUUAGUAUCUAGGAGUUGUAUUUACCAAUAGUUGAUCUAUAUUACAGGCAACAAAACCCCUUGCAGGAAAAGGGCUGAGAUCUCAUCGCUCGAUGAUGGUUUUAAUUCCUACUUCUUAGGUUUCAAUAAAUAUAAUGUUGAAUAUUUUUAACGCCUACGUGCGAACUGUUAAAAAUUGUGUUUCUGAAAGUUUUGUAAAAUUAGUUUGAAUGUAAAGCUAUCUGCCAAUACGUUAUCUUAUAUUGAAAGACACAUUAGAAUGUUUAAAUAUUUCUUGGAGCUAAAUUCCGUUAACCAGGAGUCUUGUAUAUAAGUGCUGUAUAACGGAAACAAUUGAACAUUGCUACGAAGAAAUAUUUUAUCACGAAUUGGUCCAGUAUCAAUAAUUCGUGAUAUUUUCCAUUAAGAUGGUCUUAAAAACCUAGUUUGGAACAAUCGCCAUACCUACGCCUUCUAGAAAAUAUUAUUUUUUUUAGAAAAAAUGGUUUAGCGCCUAUCUUCACAUACACAAAAUAUUUAAACGGAUAGGCACAAUAAAACUCCGCAAAAUGCGAAAAAUGCACAUUAUGUAAUCUGAAUGCUAUUGAGGAUGACUUUCAUUUGUUCGCAAAUGACCAAUAUACACGUAAAUAUGUCACGAGAUAUUAUUUUACACCCACGAGUUUGAUGAUAAAUAUAUAAUACUGAUGCAAAGAAGUAAUCAAAUUAAUCAAAUACUCCUUAGAAUAUUAGCUUCGUAUUGCGAUAAGUCCUUCGAAGUUAGAGAUAUAAUAAGAUAAUAUUAUUUAGUUUUGCGUGAUUUGGUCCAUAAAACAAUUAUUUAUAGUUGGUGUGUUGUUGCCCUUAUCUCCAAUUGUAUCAUUAACUAUUAUACUAGUAUCAGUCUCAUGACGUCAUCAGAUACAUUCAAUUAAAUGAUCAUCAUUCAAAUCCAUAUUUCUUAACUGUGAUUUAUAAAAUGUCCGUGUAUGUUGACGUAUUACGAUAAUUUCAUUUUAUAAAAACUUAUAAAUAUAUGUAUAUAUAUUUUUCACAUAUCACAUGCCAUGUUUUUUUAUAUAUUUGUUUGUAUGAUUAUGAGCUUAAAUUGCUUAAGCCCAAAAUAAAUAUUCCGUUCU
Mya arenaria is the source of this 4570-nucleotide messenger RNA. RefSeq lists its product as uncharacterized. The transcript has 4 exons. The record is from RefSeq and is a predicted model, not a curated record. The coding region runs from base 76 to 1935 and encodes 619 amino acids. NCBI's taxonomy places the organism in Eukaryota, Metazoa, Mollusca, Bivalvia, Myida, Myidae.